Molecule: messenger RNA, 3203 nt
Organism: Polychytrium aggregatum
Lineage: Eukaryota; Fungi; Chytridiomycota; Chytridiomycetes; Polychytriales
Exons: 10
Coding region: 482-3082 (866 amino acids)
Cellular component (GO): cytosol
Molecular function (GO): monooxygenase activity; flavin adenine dinucleotide binding; heme binding
Source: RefSeq, a predicted model, not a curated record
AAGGUGAGGGAUGGUGCCAUCGGUGUCGGGUAGAUUUGCACGAGAACACCCGCAUUUCGAUGCACCGCCCUCUUGCCACUUGCAUAUUUUUUUACAAUCAUACAACCAUGCGUCGCCCGUUACAGUGCGGGUACGAGAGGAUGGUCAACACGAGCAAGUCGGUGGAGCAAAAUGCGGCCCCGUUCAUUUCCAACUUCGUACAUUCAAUCCAGAAACGGGAUAGUCACUUGCUGGCAUCAGCGACACAAGUCUGCCGAAUUUGUAUUGCCCCCAGUGAGCAAGCCAUGCGAUUGCUUCUGGUCCUGGCUGGCAAUCUCUUUGUGUGGUGCAUUCACUCGACUCUCCGGACGACUCCAUGGUGUAUCAAUAUCAAGAUACUCGGCCUUCUCCAGUCGCUUGGCUUUCCGGCACUGUGAGCACACCUGGAGAUCGAGUCGCUUGAAUCGCCGUGGCUGGGUGGUGUCCUUGAUUCAAACACUGAAUGGUCAUGGCCAGUGCACGAUGUUUUGAGGCAACAAAUUAUUUGUUCAGCGACGAAAGUCCGGGGUGUCCCGGUAUUUAUUGGAUUGGCUGUAAUUGGGUCGUUUACAUGAUUGCCACCCAUCCCGAGGUUGAGGAAAAGCUCCGCUAUGAAAUCGAGACUGUGCUUGCCAAGGGCAAUGGCACCAUUGACGAGAAGUCUGUCGGCGAGCUCAAGUACACCCUUGCCGUUCUCAAGGAGACACUGCGCGUGUAUUCUUCUGCUCCUCUUUUCACCAAACAAUGCACUCGAGAUACAUUUGUUGGACCCUACCUCAUCAAGAAGGAUACCUCCAUUCUCUUCCACGCCAUCAGCACCCACCGUAAUCAGGCUGUCUGGGGCGCCAAUCCUGAGGUGUUCAACCCCGACAACUUCCUGCCCCAGAACGAGUCCAAGCGUCCUCAGUACUCGUACAUUCCCUUUGGAACUGGUCCUCGUGCCUGCAUUGGCUCUCAAUUCGCCCUGAUCGAAGCCAGAAUUGUGAUUGCCCAUCUCCUGCACAACUUCAAGUUCACGAUUUCCGAUGACGCCGAGCCUGUCCUUCAGGUCAAGCUGGCCCUUCGUCCUCAUGGAAUUCGCGUCCACCUCAGCGAGCCCGGACCCAUCGACCUCACCAAGGCCCCUGCUCCUGCCCCCGCUCCUGCCAGUGCCCCGGCUCCUUCUCCCAAAGUUACUCUGGAUCUGGAUACUGCCAAACCCGCCAGCUCCAACCGCAGCUUUGUUAUCCAAUCCGAGGCCGAUCGACUCGAUGUUGGCGAGGUCCUCGUGCUGUUCGGCACCAACAUGGGCACCAGCGAAGACGUCGCCCGCAACAUUGCCGACUCGGCCGUCAAGCUGGGCUUCAAGCCCACUGUCGCUUCUCUCGAUACCUAUGCCAACGAGAAGCUCUUUGGCUUCAAGUUUGUCAUCGUCGCGACCUCGACCUACAAUGGCAACCCACCCGACAAUGCCAAAAAGUUUGCCAAGUGGAUUUCUGCCCAGGGACAGAGUUCCCUCAAGGACACCAUCUUUGCCAUCUAUGGCGUUGGAAACAAGCAGUGGAAGACCUACCAGGACUUUCCUCGUUUUGUCGAGACCUCCCUCGUCAACCUUGGCGCCACUCCUCUCCUGGAGCGCGGUGCCGGCGAUGUGGAUGGCGACUUUGACACCGACACGCUCAAGUGGACCAGCCUCUUCUGGGCCAGCGUUGCCUACACCUUCAAGAUCUCUGGAUCAGAUGUCAGCAACGUCGUUGAUCCCUCGCCCGCCUCCAACAGCAUCGAAGUCACCUGGGCUGGCAAAGCUACCGAUGCGUUCCUGCAGAACUUCCAAAACUCUGACAACAAUAUCAGCAGCCACUUGGGCCGCUUUCGAUACAUUGUCAAGAGCAAGACCCUGCUUACCAAGCCCGGCGCUGUCAAGGAUGCUUGGUCGAUCGUGUUGGAGAUUCCCGCCUCCGAAACCAACAAGUACACUGCCGGGGACCACUUUGAGGUGUAUCCCCGCAACACCGAGGAGGAUAUCCGCAGAAUCCUGCCCAGUCUGGACUUGGCCGGCCACGGCAUCGACGAGAUCGUCAAGCUGUCCAACACCAACUCGAUUGCCAAGCGCGAGCUGCAGAUCUUUGACACUGAGAUCCCCCUUCGCUACGUUUUCAACGGCGUCGACAUUCGAACUGCCCCGACUCGCAACUUCCUCAAGUUCCUGUCGGGCUGCACCGAGUGUCCCCCCGAGAAGAACGCCCUCCUGCUGCUCGCCGGCACGGACGAGGCCUCGCUCCGAGCCUACACCGAGCAGAUUGCCAAGACCAAGGCCUCCAUCGCCGACGUGAUCGAGCGCUUCAAGAGCCUUCGCAUCCCUCUUGGCCAGUUCCUCGAGAAUGUUCCUCUCCAGAAGCCCAGACUGUACAGCAUCGCAUCGAGCAACCUCAUCACCCCAACCACGGCCGAGCUCUGCAUCGGCGUGCUGAACGAGGAGCACCACGACCUGAAGGGCCAGUCUGUGGUGUACAAGGGCCUGUCUUCCAACUUCCUCGCUGGACUCGAGGUCGGCGGCCCUCUCCUUGGCCACAUUCGUCCUCACGGCUCGGCGUUCAAGCUGCCCGAGGAUCCCAAGGCUCCCAUUGUCCUGGUCUGCGCCGGCACUGGCUUUGCCCCCAUGCGGUCCUUCCUCGAGGAGCGCAAGGGCCUCAAGCAGAAAGGCGUCGAGCUCGGCGAGGCCACCCUCAUCUUUGGCUGCCGCCAUCCCGACCAGGACGCCCUCUACUCGAGCGAGCUGCAGGCCCACCUCGAGUCGGGCGUGCUGACCCGCCUCGAGUACGCCUUCUCUCGCUUCGGCGGCCAGAAGGAGUACGUCCAGACGCUGAUCGUCAACAAGACCGAUCUGGCCGAGCAGCUCUGGACCGGCAUCAGCUCGCGCGGAGCCCAUAUCCUCCUCUGCGGCAGCACUGCUCUGGGCACGGCCGUCCGCGAGAGCUUCGUCAAGAUUGUCGAGCGCUUCGAUGGCCGCGGCAAGGAACGAGCCGAGCAGUACAUUGCUGCCCUGGCCGAGGCUGGCCGCUACGUCGUCGAUGUCUGGGGCUAAUCGCACCGCAUCCAGCAAGCCAGUUUGCCCGACACGAGCAUCUCGGUUGCCUUGCAUGGGAAACCGCCCGCGGCCAGCAGAUUCCGAUAGAAGGAAAUACAUUUGGCCGAGCAAUCCGCUG